AGUGCACCUUAGACCACGGAGCGGGAAACAACCACCUCUUUGGCAUUGUGGAGUGCGCGAAAAGCCUGGUUUUCUCACAUAAUAUAAACUUAAAUCUAUUUUUUGAAGUUUGUGCCAGCCAAAGUGAAAGAAAAGUUUUUAUUUUUGGCGAAAAAACAUAUCUAACAAACAAUUACAAGACCAAAUUUCGUAUGGAGAAUUUCAAGGCUGACAUAUAAAAGAUAUUUUCGUAAUUCCUCGAGCCACAGCCAAUGAUUUCAAUCAGUUUCAAAUUGAACGUUAUUUGAAGAAAUUCCACGUAAUAAUGGGAUUGAGUAGAUUGAAUUAUGAACGCUCAGUGCAGUAAAUGGUGAUUUUUCGAAUGUGUAUGGUGCUCUAUUAUUUCGUCGAAAAAAAAAAGGAACAAGUGGGCGGUUAAUCUAUACUAUAUUAACAUAUUUUGAUCUCUGCAAAACACCCAGAAGAAAGUGAUUGUGCAGUGAAACACGAAAAAAAAAUAUAUUGCAGCAACAAUGGUUUUUUUCUUGGAUGUAACACUGGAGAGAAAAAAUAGGUUGUUCUUCAUCAAUUUGGGGUGGCUAAAUGUCAACGAGUAUGACAUUCCAUCUCAACAAUAAGUCAUAAAUCAUCGCUUGUAGUAAUCUUUGGGAGUUGAAUAAGCCACCCAAAUACUGGAAAAUUCUUCAACUUUUGAUCCAACUAUUAACCACUAAGGAUGGCCAUGGUCAAUGUGUGUAGUCUCUCAUUUAUUCUCUUGAUUGCCAUUAGCGAAGCAUUUGGUCAUCCUACAGGUCAAAGUGAUCUCAUAUCUGGUCAGGACUUUCUAUCGUUGUUCAGUGAUAGGAAAAUUCAGGGAGAUUUGGAGGAAAAUCAGGCCAGAUCGGAGUAUUUGAAGCAGCUGGAAGAAGACGAUACGAUUCUGCCAAUUGAGAAAUUAUUCCUCUCCACAGAUGAGAUGAUGGCAGAUAGUACCAAUCACUAUUCUCUCGAUAAGCGAUCAAAUCGCAAGUUGGAUAGCUUUACAGCCACGGCUACAUUGAAAUCAGAUGAUGCAGAUGCCAAUAAAUCGCAAUUGCAGCUCGUUAAGACUGGAAGCAGGAUUGUCUUCAUUGAACCGGAGGGCGUCAAGGACGCUGAAGUGGCGCUGACGCAGAAGAAUGAGGAGGAAGGUGUUCGUGUAAUUGGCGUGAGUGUUUCAUCAUCCGUAGCCCAGAGAUCAUCUACACCACAGAGAGAUUUUCCCGUGGAUGUGACACCAUCUCGUCGGUCGGGCAGUGACUUUUCCAUUGAGGAAGAUGAACCACUGACACUCACAAAAGACAUUGCCGAUUCAGCCAAAGAAGAGUCAAUGAACGUUCACAGUUUCGUUGCACCACCUGAUUCAGGUGUCGUGCCGGCAUCGCAGCAGGUGAGGUCAAGAACUCAGCGCAAGCAAGAUGACGUUGUCCCCUACCAAGUGAUUUAUCACGAUGACGAAAAGAAAGACCGCACGCCAUUGCCUCGCUCCAUUUCAUACACGUCUCUGGGUCAGACAGUCACUGAGCCCAAAUUGUGGCGCCAAUUUGAAGCACGACUCAAUAAAACAGACAACACAGUUAGCAACACCCCAUAUUCCCAACCAGAGAAAAUCUACGGUGAACCUGCUAAAAUUUAUUCCGUUCCCGCCAAAAUCUACGGUCAACCAUCGAAGAUUUACUCUGAACCGGCAAAAAUCUAUUCGGAACCGGCAAAGAUCUAUUCCGAACCCGCCAAAAUCUACUCAGAACCAGCUAAGGUUUAUGGAAAACCAGCUAAGGUUUAUGCCGAACCACCUACUACCACCCAAGCCCCUACCACAGCCCCACCCUCCAAAAAAAUCGUCUUCAACCUAGAUAAACUCCCCUAUGACCUACUCAAUCGACCACAGAGCACCCGUCCUACCCAUCCCAGAUUCAAGGGACAGAACCUCACUCCCAGUUCCAGUUCAGAUGUUCAAGCAGCCUCCACACCGAGUGCUUUCGAGGGGCCCACUCCAGAACAGAAUUAUGAGGUCGAUGAGGCAGUUAGUGUUAUGACAAAUGGGAGACACCACGGAAUUCAGUCACCAAGUGCUGCUACGCCCAUAACGGAUGACGCCAAGAAAGUAGGUUAUGUGGUAGAAGGACGAAACUUUAGAAAGUAUCGUGUUGAGGAAAAGACCGCCGAUGGAUUUAUCGUGGGUGAAUAUGGGGUUGUUAGUCAUGAUGAUGGAAGUCUCCGUGGUGUUAGAUACACGGCUGAUUCCAACAUAAGUCCAAGUCUUAUUUACAAUGCCCUCCUCAAGUUCUUGUCUCUCUGAGCCAAUUGGCCAGAGACAUACAUAAAAGUAUUAGGAAAGAAUAAGGAAGGUCAUUCUUAUUCGAAUAGUUAGGCAAAACAAAAAAAAGAGUAAUAAAUAAAAAUAAAUAAGAAACAAAAUGAGAAAAGAAUGUAUGCCAUAGUUUAGUGACUUUCAGAAAGUUGUUAUUUUUUCCCAUUAAAAAAAAACAACAACAACAAUGAAAAUGAGCUAAUAAUUUCCAGAAGACACGCAUGAAUUACUAGAAAGAAUUUAAAAAAAAACAAAAUUAUUUAGAAAUUCUCAAUUCUCUAGGAAUAACAAAAGAGCAUUAGAUAGAAUAUUGUAAUUGUCUCUAAUUUAAAAUUAGAAAACUAUGUUAUUGAUAUACUGUGUGAUAAUAGGAUACUCCAGAUAAUAAAUUUAUACAAUCC
This is a messenger RNA of Phlebotomus papatasi, 2730 nucleotides long. RefSeq lists its product as uncharacterized. The record is from RefSeq and is a predicted model, not a curated record. The transcript is spliced from 2 exons. Lineage: Eukaryota; Metazoa; Arthropoda; Insecta; Diptera; Psychodidae. The coding region runs from base 716 to 2317 and encodes 533 amino acids.